AUGCCUGCUGCGCUGAGUUUCCGAGAUUCUGCUGGGGACAGUCGAUCUACCUUGAACAUUAUGCCAGUCACUCUCAGUCAGACGGACGAUCCAGAGGUCACCAAGCAACAACCGGACGUGAAACCAUUACCCGUAUCGUCUUCAUUGACCAGCGGCUCCACAACGACCGUCAACGAUGGACCGGUCAUUCAGACCAAGAGCAAAGGUGUCGUAGAAAUGGAGAAUCUCAUCGGCAGACUCUCUCCUUUCCUCCUCAUUAUCAUCUAUGGCUCAUUCAUGCUUCUUUCGUAUACUUUAUCGUUAAAUCAAUACACUGCCAGCUACUUUCUGAACAUUGCCACGUCUGAAUCUUUCAAUCAACACUCCCUCCAGGCAUCCGUGACGACCAUCGCGGCCGUCUUUCAAGCUAUGGCUCAACCUCCCAUCGCAAAAAUGGCCGAUGCAUUUGGCCGAGUUCCUGCUGAAGCGGCCUGUGUGAUCCUAUACGUCCUUGGAAACGUCAUCAUUGCGUCGUCAAGGAGUAUCGUCGAUUACGCUGUCGGAGACUGUAUCUACCAGUUGGGAAUCACUGGAUUAUUCCUCUUGCAGAAUAUCAUCAUUGCUGAUAUCUCCAGUCUGAGAAAUCGAUACUUUUGGACCAUUUUCCCGUCGAUUCCUCAAGUCAUCAAUGCGUUUGUAUCUGCAAAUAUCGUCGAUAGUCUGUUGAACAGAGGUCCUAACACGACGCAAUGGCGAUGGGGAUUCGGUAUAUUCACCAUUCUUAUUCCUGUCGUUGCGAUCCCCAUCCUCGUGACCUUGUGGUGGGGAACGCGUUCAUCCAAAGGCGAACGAACAGCUGCAGAGACGUCAUCUGCCGGACCAAAGCGACCGAUCCGGAAACACCUCUGGCGAGGAGCUGUAUCCCUCUUUUGGCAGCUCGACUUCAUGGGCUUGCUCCUCUUCGUCGUCGGCUUUGGACUCUUGUUCGUCACGUUGACGCUCGCCAAUUCGCAGACAGCUCAUUGGUCUGAUGCCCACUCCAUCGUCCAGUUGGUUAUCGGAGCCAUUGUGAUCGUGGCUUUCGUCCUCUGGGAAAGGUAUUACGCUCCCCAUCCCCUGCUUCCAUUCGCUUUGCUCAAGCGCAAGACAGUCAUCGGAUGCUGUCUGAUCGCGCUUUGGCAUCCGAUGGCCGGAACGAUCUCCGCUGGCUACCUGACAACAUUCCUACAAGUCGCUGCUGGUCAAUCCGUCAUCUCUACACAGCGUAUCACGUCGUUCCCCGCGGUCGCAGGCUGGAUCUGCGCGAUUGUCGGAGCGUGGGUCGCUCGUCGAUUCAGGGUCCUGAAACCUAUCAUCAUCGCCGGAGCUGCCAUUGAGACUUUGGCUAUUGGUCUGAUGAUCCGAUAUAGGACAAGCACCAACACACAAGCCGAGCUGGCUGUCGUUCAGCUCAUCCGUGGCGCCGCGAACGGCUUGAUCCCGUACCCCGUUCAAGCAUUGAUUCAGGCUUCGGCGCCACAUGAGCACCUCGGAGCAAUCACUGCUGGUUGGUUGGUGGUGUAUUACCUUGCGGGAGGUAUAGGCUCUGCCAUUGGCGGUGCCAUGUGGACGAACAUUGUUCCCAGAAAAUUGGGCCAAUACCUAGGUGGCAACGAUACCCUCAUCGAGAUGGCAUAUGCCAAUCCGUUUGGAUAUGCUGCUCAGUUUCCGAUGGGAACGACUGAACGGACGGCAAUAUCGAGAGCACAAGAUGAGGCGCAACGUACUAUGGUCAUUGUCGGUACCAUUGUCGCGUUCAUUGGCCUAGUAACUUCGAUCUUCAUGCUUGACAACUGGAAGUUGACUGAUGAGCAGUCACUGAAGGAGUCGGAGGACUUGGUCGAAGAAGGAGUGCAGGCUUCCAGGUUUAAGAAGCGCAAUGCCGCGUAA
Messenger RNA from Kockovaella imperatae, 1908 nucleotides. RefSeq names its product major facilitator superfamily domain-containing protein. Gene Ontology annotation, biological process: transmembrane transport. Bases 1 to 1908 code for a protein of 635 amino acids. The transcript is spliced from 6 exons. Gene Ontology annotation, molecular function: transmembrane transporter activity. NCBI's taxonomy places the organism in Eukaryota, Fungi, Basidiomycota, Tremellomycetes, Tremellales, Cuniculitremaceae. The record is from RefSeq and is a predicted model, not a curated record.